UUCACCUUCGACUAUGCAGCUGACCCGAGCACAACGCAGGAGGAGAUGUUCAACAUGAUCGGGCAGCCCUUCACUGACUCGUGCCUUAAGGGGUACAACGGUUGCAUCUUCGCCUAUGGCCAGACAGGCUCUGGCAAGACUUUCACCAUGCAGGGGCCAGAGUUUGACGGGAAGGAGGGCACGAAGGAGCAUAGAGGGCUCAUCCCGAGGACAUUUGACUACCUCUUUGACAAGAUUGCGCACAAGGAGAACGCCGCGAACUCCUCUCGUCCUGGGAGCCUGCAGUUUGUUGUGCGCUGCUCGUACCUGGAGAUCUACAACGAGACCGUGACAGACCUGCUGGACCCGAGCAAGGUUAACCUCCAGGUCCGAGAGAACUCCAAGGAAGGGAUCUACGUGGACGGGCUCACAUGGCAGGAGGUGAGGGAUGCCGAAGCAUGCAACGCGCUCCUUCAGAGAGGCCUGAGGAACAGGCACGUCGGGGAGACGUCGAUGAACAAGGAGUCGUCACGCUCCCACUCGCUGUUCACGCUCAAGGUGGAGAGCACGCACCUGACGGCCGAGGGGCUGACGAAGCAGCGUCACUCGUGCCUCAACCUGGUUGACCUGGCCGGGAGCGAGAGGCAGAAGGCAACCAACGCCUCCGGGGACAGGCUGAAGGAGGCCUCCAACAUCAACAAGUCGCUCUCGGCGCUGGGGAACGUGAUCAUGGCGCUGGCGGACAUCUCGGACGGGAAGGCGCGACACGUGCACUACAGGGACUCCAAGCUGACGUUCCUGCUCAAGGACUCGCUGGGGGGCAACAGCAAGACGGCUAUCAUCACCAACAUCUCCCCAGCAGACUCCAACUUCGGGGAGACAAUCUCCUCCCUCAAGUUCGCGCAGAGGGCGAAGCUGAUCAAGACCAGGGCAAUCCUGAACGAGGAC
This is a messenger RNA of Guillardia theta CCMP2712, 927 nucleotides long. RefSeq lists its product as hypothetical. The record is from RefSeq and is a predicted model, not a curated record. Lineage: Eukaryota; Cryptophyceae; Pyrenomonadales; Geminigeraceae. The annotation marks the transcript as partial. Gene Ontology annotation, molecular function: microtubule motor activity; microtubule binding; ATP binding. Gene Ontology annotation, biological process: microtubule-based movement. The transcript has a single exon.